This is a messenger RNA of Coprinopsis cinerea okayama7#130, 1131 nucleotides long. RefSeq lists its product as hypothetical. Lineage: Eukaryota; Fungi; Basidiomycota; Agaricomycetes; Agaricales; Psathyrellaceae. Bases 1 to 1131 code for a protein of 376 amino acids. The transcript has a single exon. The record is from RefSeq and is a predicted model, not a curated record.
AUGUGUAUGAUCGAUGGACCUUGCACGUCCACCCUAGCUAGGCUCGCCCUCGUGGAAAAGGCUUUGCAGAGAGAUGCGGAAAGGCUGCUGUAUUGCUCGCUCUUCAUCACAGACUUGGAUGAAGACGAGGAUGCAAGGUCGUUGCCUUGUCUUCGAACGCUCGCCCAAAACGAGAGCAAAGCCGUUAAAAGCGCCAAAAUUUCGCUCUCUUUCCAACGUCAGCGUCGCGACUGGAAAAAGCGGUUCUUUGCCACUUUACGGGCAGCACUACUCAGGACGCGAUCUUUGGUCCAUUUGACACUGGAUGUCGCUGUCAAUGACAGGCGACAAAUACCUGUGAAACACUGCGACGCGAUUUGGAGCCUGCUGGAGUACGUUCCGAACUCGCUCUCUAUCAUUUCGCCGUGGUGGCUUACCGUAGACGUGUUCUGUAGAUCAGCUACCUUCCGCCUCGACUCUCUUCAUUAUUCACCGCCUAGCUUCGAAAGGCCGGCAGACGUCAUAAUGUGGCAACCAUCUCUCCAGGUCGUUGGUCUGAUCACAGACCGCAUAGAGGACGAAGACAUUCUCCCAGAUUUCCGCGGUAUACUCGUUCCAGAUAAGACCAACCGCUCAUUUCCACCCUUGAUUCCUUACAAUCCUGAACGCAAUCCUGACCAACCUCGCUCUAUCCCUCUAAUUUUUGGACUUUCUUACGUCCCUCGGCCUAGAAUUAAAGGGCGUUUGAACAGAACUGUUAACCACGACCCUUCGCAAUCCACCGUCUCGGAACUCGAGUUCUGGGGCGACGGAUGGCCCGUCGAAUGGAGAAGGCCGGGGGCGACUGAAUAUGAAGAGGGAGGGGAGGCGACCAUUUUUCUGUUCCCUGGAUUAUUCCCCCAAGAAUCGGGGACUAUGGCCAAGAGAGUCGCUGAACACGUUUCCCGCCCUGACGUCGUUCCCAUUCUUCCACACCCAUCAUUAUCGACCCCGUCCUUGACCAAAAUCUACUGGUUGAUCCCACCACCUAUCCAAGAAGCGCGCAGGUUCUACGAAGGGAUGGAUACGUGGUUCAAGAACGCUUCGAGUGUUGUUGUCUAUGGAAAGGUGGAUUUUUCACCGGAAGGCAUUGCUCGUUUGGUGAGUACUUGA